AUGGCGGCCAUCCAAGCACGCACUUUACCCAGCGAUUUCGGCGCUUUACGAAGCGACAACAAAUCCCAAUUGACCACCUGCACACCAUACUCAUCGCCUGUGAAGCAACGAGGGUCAUCCUGCUACCUUCCCCGGAGAGGUACCCAGGUACUAGAAGAGUCUAACACAGACCCUUUCUACCUGGAGCAGACUCUGAGGGACUCGUGCCAACCAGGCCAACGAGGUGUCCACUGCUGUGAAACAACAGAUCAUCGGUAUUUCACUUUGUCUUCAGUAGACAAACGCAAAGAAUACCAUUACCCUAAUCCCGUCCGUCGGGAACCCGCGGGGCCCCGGUCGAACUUCUACGAUAACAUCAAAGGAAACCGAAACACUUUGUCAGUGGUCGAGCUGGAACAUCGGGUAGGCCUUCAGCAGAUUGCAGCACAACGCGGCUUGGAAAGACAGCACGUUCACUGCAAACAAGGCUCCUUCAGCUCCGGCACCAGCGAGCCGACUCCUGACCUGACUCCAAGCAGCUCCUUCUCAUCCAACUACUCUCUGGUGAGAGACCAGCAUAUCUCCUUUGAACCACAGCGUAUCACAUCUGAGUCUGGCAGCCAUCUAUAUCUGACGCCGUGUACGCCUCCGCCAAUUCGACCACCGCCAACAACAGCCCUACCUUCUUUACCAUCCACCCCCAAACCACAUCAAAACCCAACCCGCAACAGCAAAGGUACCGCACGCCCUGCAAACGACCCCACCGAAACCUUCACCAUGCAAAACGAAGACCCCCAAGUGCGAUACAACCGCCUUGGGAAACCCCUUCCCACUCUCCCCAACAUUGCCCGCAACGGGCAAAAGACCAAAACUACCCAAAACGACACCCAACGGACCCAAAUCGAACCCUCCAUGAUCUCCCCACCCAGCCUCAUCAACCCGGUUACUAUGGAACCACACGCCACACACUUCGACCAAGCAUUCUUCAUCCCGGCCAACGACUGCCCCAGCCCCGUUCCCAGCCCCGGACGCAAUUCUACAUCGUCACGCCUAGCACGGGAAGUUACCAAUACUUCCCCGAGCCGCGAGAAAGAAAGACCAUGGACAGCAAGGUCCGAAGCGUACUGCGAACAAUCAGUUUGGGAAUCGGACUCAGACUCGGAAUCCAUAGGUCCCAAGUCCCUGUCCAAGAAACCAAUCGACACCCUCCGCAAAGUACGCAGUCGCGUGCAUCUGCGCGUCGCUAGAUCAGCCCCCCGGCUCAACGGCGCACCAUCGCAACCUCCACCAGUUCCCUCUCCCCCGACCGACGGCGCACCACUGGAGAAGUUCCCAUCGAUGCCAGACCACCCCGUCCAACAACCACCCCCUCUCCCACCAGGGUCAUCCGCAAUGGCCAGAAAGCCAGCCCUCCAAACCCGCUCCAGCAAGGACAUCUUCCGCCCAAACGCCCAAACUCUCCGCCUCGUCGCCCCAUCAACAGCAUCCCUCGUCCGCCCAGACUCCCGCAAAGACAAGGAAAAAGAAAGCCUUCCCGCAACCCCCACAACCGCAACCACAAAGACAUCAGAGCAUGACAUGGACUCCGCAGCAGCCGCGGCUUUCCAAGCCCAAUCCCGUCGUCGUCAGCGGUCGAGGUCGCCUACGUCUCCUGCCACAACGGGCUUCGCGGAUAAGGAGAAACUGCGCACUUUGUGUCGGGAGGAGAGGACGGAGCAUACGUUGCAUAGUAGUUUAGCGUUGGGGAGAAGGCCGUUGUAUAGGCGGUUUUGGGAGAGUUUGAGGAUCUUAAGUUGUCACGGGGAUAUGUCGCCGAAGCCGACAAGGAAGUCGUUUUAG
This is a messenger RNA of Aspergillus chevalieri, 1818 nucleotides long. RefSeq lists its product as uncharacterized. The transcript has a single exon. Bases 1 to 1818 code for a protein of 605 amino acids. NCBI's taxonomy places the organism in Eukaryota, Fungi, Ascomycota, Eurotiomycetes, Eurotiales, Aspergillaceae. The record is from RefSeq and is a predicted model, not a curated record.